Messenger RNA from Sordaria macrospora k-hell, 888 nucleotides. RefSeq lists its product as uncharacterized. Gene Ontology annotation, molecular function: S-adenosylmethionine-dependent methyltransferase activity. The record is from RefSeq and is a predicted model, not a curated record. Lineage: Eukaryota; Fungi; Ascomycota; Sordariomycetes; Sordariales; Sordariaceae.
AUGACUGCCUUCCGCCCAAGUCCCUUCAGGCCUACUAUGCCCCUGCGUAUCUCUUCGCAGCCACAGACAAUCUUCAAGACGCCCGCGACAAGGCCAAAGGAGAAGCAUGCUUCUGGCUGGUCGUCUUUGUGGGAUACCAACAAGAGUCACUUCUGGGAUCGCGGAAGGCCUUCACCCGCUCUGCAGGACCUGCUGAACCUUCACCCUGAAUUAUUCUCUGAAAUUGCUCAUGGUCCCGGACGACAACCCAAAGCAUUUGUGCCGGGUUGCGGUAGGGGCUAUGACGUGGUGAUGCUUGCCUUGCAUGGCUACGACACCUAUGGACUCGAUGUUUCUGAGAAGGCUGUCGAAACUGCUAGGGAAUAUGCCGCCAACGAACUACGUGAUCCAUCUGCGUACAACUUCAAGGAUGCAUCUACGCUUACCUGUUCGCCUGAAAGGGCGACUUGUGGCACUGCCAACUUUUUAGUUGGCAACUUCUUUGAGCGAGAAUGGGAAUCUCUUCUGGCUACCAAAGAUGGGCAUAAAUUUGACCUGAUCUACGACUAUACGUUCUUGUGUGCUCUCUCGUCGGAUAUGCGCCGAGACUGGGCUCUUCGCAUGAGUGAGCUUCUAGCCCCAAACGGCAUUCUCGUAUGCUUGGAAUUUCCGCUCUACAAAGAUCCUAGACUCCCUAGACCGCCAUGGGGAUUGAAAGACGUUCACUGGAACUUGUUAGCGGAGGGUGGCAACGGCCUGAUUGAUCCAUCCACCGGUACGCCAGAGGGAACAACGUCAAAAGAGGGGAGGUUUGAAAGAAAAGUAUAUCUCAAGCCGGAGAGGACGUUUGAAAUCGGACAAGGGAUGGAUAUGUUGAGCGUUUGGAAGCUUGGACAUGAGGCCUCGUGA